Messenger RNA from Saccharomyces kudriavzevii IFO 1802, 1743 nucleotides. It is a transcript of the gene EXO5, whose product is annotated as Exo5p. Gene Ontology annotation, biological process: interstrand cross-link repair. Gene Ontology annotation, molecular function: single-stranded DNA 5'-3' DNA exonuclease activity. The record is from RefSeq and is a predicted model, not a curated record. The transcript has a single exon. Bases 1 to 1743 code for a protein of 580 amino acids. Gene Ontology annotation, cellular component: mitochondrion; nucleus. NCBI's taxonomy places the organism in Eukaryota, Fungi, Ascomycota, Saccharomycetes, Saccharomycetales, Saccharomycetaceae.
AUGCUAAACCGUGCCCUUAUCAAUAAAUAUGGGCUGUCAUUUCGUCUUAGGAGAUUUGUGCAUUCGAAUGACAAAUUCCUUGGUGGAGCGUCUACUUUCUCUUUGAAAAACAAUCGUACUCACGAUGUUUCAAUUGAUGAUUCGAGCGCUGUUUUGGACGACUCGGAUAUUGAUAGAAUUAAUAACCUGCCAUUUUUUGAUAACGCCAGUGUCGCAAAAGAGACAAACACUAAGGAAGGUACGUUGUUAAACGGGAAAUUGGCCAAUGUUAAAGAGUUAUUUGGAGUCGACCCUGAAAAUCCUGCGUUUAUCAAUUACAGACUACCUCGAAACUUACAAAAUCCAUACAUUGAUAUUCAACUCAAACAGUUAAAGAAAGAAAGAAUGUCUGUCACGCAAUUAUGCUCCACGCAAAAUUGGUGUGAAUUAAGGAACUUUUAUGAUUUUUAUUCACAGAAUUGGACAAAUCAACUAAUGAAUUUGAAAUUUCAAGUUCAAAAAGGUAAGAAGAUUCAUAAGUCAUUGGAAGAUGAAACGCAUCCCGAAUUAAACCAAUAUAAUAGUUUUAUCCAGGAUUUUCUUCCGCUGGCUAAAUUAACUAUGGAUAUCGAUGGGGAUUUGGAUGCUUUGCUAGAUAACUGGUUCAAUUCCGUCAAUAGAUUAAUCUCUUUAUUCAUCAGAGGUGGUGGUCAUUCAAGAGAGAUAAUUUGUCACGGCUUUGUCGACUUCCAAGAUGGUAAACUAAUUAGAGACUUGCCAAAUGAUGAAGGAAAAGGCGUUAUAAUAUCCGGUAUUAUUGACCACUUAACUCUUAGAAAUAAGCAUAAUCAUCAAUCGCAAAAAGGCGCAAUGCACCUUGACACAGACGGCCAAAGCUGGGGGAGUAUCCUUACUGGAUUACUAUUGGACUUACCAAGCUUAAAAUUAAACAAUGAGGUGAUUAUUUCUGAUAUCAAGACGAGGUCUGUGCCAAAAAUUCCUUCCAUUGACUCAGUCGUCCAAUCAUCUAAACUACAGACAAUGUAUUAUAAAUUUUUCUUUUCCCACUUGAGUCAAGAUAUGACUCAAACAUACCAUAGCUUUUUGAUCAAUGCCCAAAGAAGAGGGCUUGAUAUUGACGCGCCUAUAAAUUCUACAAAAAUCCUAACUUACAUACUAACAAAUCCACUCUUCGCUAAUGACGCGGAAAGACUCUUGUACGGACAACCGAUAAAUCAUGCCGCAUUUGAUAAUGAUACCAAAGGACCUGGUACAUUUGAUAUGACGGCAUUCAAAAUUUUACUCGAGCGAGGUCCCACGUCUUUCAUUGUGCCAACUGAGCAAGAAGAAGACAACUUGGAGUCAACAAAACGUAUCUCUCUGCAAGACUAUGGACAUUUUUAUACGAAGUGGAAGACUCCACCAACUUUGAAAUAUUUUGCAGCGAGACUGUCACAGAUUUAUUAUGUUGUUGGUAAUCUCGCUUCGAAUGACCUAAUGAUAGAAUAUUAUUAUCAUAACGAUAACUUUCACAACAUCAUCUUCCCAUACGAUCCAGUAAAACUAGAGAAUCACGCUCACAAUUCUGCCAUGGUUUGGUUUGGCCGUAGAGAUAUGAAUCCGAUUGAACCCACCCAAAAAAAUUUCGACACGUACUGUAAAUUUUGCGAUUACAAACACGUUUGCUCUUGGAAAAAUAAGAAUGAGUUGAAACUGGUUGAUCUGGGUAAAAAACUAAAAGAGAUCAUUCUUGAAUUGGGUUAG